Molecule: messenger RNA, 1851 nt
Organism: Brassica napus (rape)
Lineage: Eukaryota; Viridiplantae; Streptophyta; Magnoliopsida; Brassicales; Brassicaceae
Product: glycosyltransferase BC10
Exons: 11
Coding region: 145-1353 (402 amino acids)
Cellular component (GO): membrane
Molecular function (GO): glycosyltransferase activity
Source: RefSeq, a predicted model, not a curated record
AUUACACGUUUCAUUUGCGUACGUAACACUCAGGUGUUUGAAAGUUUCUCGCAGAUCGGGAGAUGGCCAAGAUAAUAUAAAUCUUGCGACUGGAUCUGGUUCACAUUCUUCACAUCGUUUUGGAUAUAGAGUUUUGAUGAGGAGAUGAAGGCAGCUAAAAGGUGGAGUGUAGGAAACCUAGCGUCAUUGCCUGGAGCUCGCCACCGUGCUCCUGCAAGAAGACGACUAUGGAUCAUCAUGGCGCUUUCACUGAUCAUCAUGACGCUUUCACUGAUCACCAUGCUGGCUAUAAUGGCUUACAUGUACCCACAUCACAGCAAACGUGCUUGUUAUAUGAUUUCAUCAAGGGGAUGCAAGGCUUUAGCUGAUUGGCUUCCACCUUCUCUGAGGGAGUAUUCUGACGAUGAGAUUGCUGCACGAGUAGUGAUUAGAGAAAUAAUGAGUAAUGCUCCUGUUAUAAGAAGGGAUUCCAAGAUUGCAUUCAUGUUCUUGACUCCUGGUACAUUGCCUUUUGAGAGACUUUGGGACAUCUUUUUCCAGGGCCAUGAAGGGAAGUUCUCUGUUUAUAUACAUGCAUCAAAGGAAAGGCCAGUUCACCAGAGUCAUUACUUUGCCAACCGCGAAAUUCGCAGUGAUGAGGUGGUGUGGGGAAGAAUAUCAAUGGUUGAUGCAGAGAGAAGGUUGUUAGCUAAUGCUCUUAGAGACCCUGCAAACCAGCAAUUUGUUUUACUCUCUGAGAGUUGUGUACCACUUCGAAGUUUUGAGUACAUGUACAAUUACCUGAUGUACAGCAAUCUCAGCUAUGUUGACUGCUUUGACGAUCCAGGUCAACAUGGAUCCGGCAGACAUAUGGAUCACAUGUUGCCUGAAAUUCCAAAGAAGUAUUUUCGAAAGGGUGCACAGUGGUUCACCAUGAAGAGACAACACGCUAUAGUCAUCAUGGCAGAUAGUCUUUACUACUCUAGGUUUCGAGAUUACUGUGGGCCAGGUAUAGAGAACAACAAGAACUGCAUAGCUGAUGAACACUAUCUGCCAACAUUCUUUCAUAUGCUUGAUCCGGGUGGUAUUUCUAACUGGAGUGUAACACAAGUUGAUUGGUCUGAGAGACAGUGGCACCCCAAAACAUACAUGCCUGAGGAUGUCACACAUGAGUUACUAAACAACCUCACGUCUGCUGACACAGUCGCACAUGUCACAAGUGUUGGAAUGGGUGAAGAAUUAUGGAUGCCUUGUAUGUGGAACGGAAUCAAAAGACCUUGCUUCUUGUUUGGAAGGAAGUUUCAUCCAGACACGCUUGAUAAACUCUUGGAUCUCUUCUCAAACUACACAAGAUCGGUCUCUUGGCAUUUAUGAAUUUAAAAGGAUAUUUCUUCUAUACACAAUUAAGAUUCUUCUAACACUAGCUACAAGUUUAGAAGUUUAUGAAGGUAUUGAGAACUUCUUUUCACUUGAUGCUUUCGUUUAGUUGGAGGGAGACGUUGGUUUCAUUCUUUUAUUUUUAUCCACACUGUUUUACGUUAUAUACUUAUCUCAUAUUUCUCCUUCGGAUGUUGUGAAAAGAAAAAAAAAUUGAUUUCUUUUUUAGAUAGAUUUAUAUUAUUGUUCAGAUUGAUGAUGAAGCAAACUUAGAGCAUCUCCAACCCACCUUUAUUUCUACCUCUAUAAUAGCAUUUAGAGGCAAAAUCACUCCAACCCAUCUCUAUUUUUGCCUCUAAAAUAGAGAUUGCUAUUUUUUCCUCUAUUUAUAGGGGAAGAAAUAGCAUUCCUCUAUAUUUUGCUCUAUAUAUAGAGAUCUCUAUUUUAGAGAAAUACAUUGGAGUAAAACCCAUCUCUAUUAUAGAGUUCCUCUAU